Limanda limanda (common dab) is the source of this 2790-nucleotide messenger RNA. It is a transcript of the gene npas4a, whose product is annotated as neuronal PAS domain protein 4a. The record is from RefSeq and is a predicted model, not a curated record. The coding region runs from base 1 to 2790 and encodes 929 amino acids. Gene Ontology annotation, biological process: regulation of transcription by RNA polymerase II. Lineage: Eukaryota; Metazoa; Chordata; Actinopteri; Pleuronectiformes; Pleuronectidae. Gene Ontology annotation, molecular function: protein dimerization activity; RNA polymerase II transcription regulatory region sequence-specific DNA binding; DNA-binding transcription factor activity, RNA polymerase II-specific. The transcript is spliced from 8 exons.
AUGUACCGCUCAACCAAAGGAGCAUCCAAGGCUCGGCGGGACCAGAUCAACAGCGAGAUCCGGUUCCUGAAGGACUUGUUGCCCCUCUCCGAGGCAGAUAAAGCACGGCUCUCGUACCUGCACAUCAUGUCGCUGGCCUGCAUGUACACGAGGAAAUCCGUCUUCUUCACUCAAGAAGCGGGAGCUGCUGCUAGUCUUGAGGAGAGCUCGCAGUAUCUGCUGUUCCACGAGCUGUCGGAGUUGAUGCAGGCGCUGCCGGGUUUUCUGAUGCUGCUGACUGGGGAAGGGAAGCUCCUGUACAUGUCAGACAGCGUCUCCGAGCACCUCGGACACUCCAUGGUGGAUCUUGUGGCACAGGGAGACAGUGUGUAUGAUAUCAUCGACGCCUCAGAUCAUCUUAUCAUGAGGACCAACCUGUCAACGUCUACAUCACUUGAGAUAGACCGUCUCUUCCGCUGUCAUUUCAACACCUCUAAGUCUGUGCGGAGGCAGAGUGCUGGGAACAAGCUGGUUCUGAUCCGAGCUCACUGCCUGCCACCCCCCACCACCUCUCCUGCUGCCGGGUCCUACUGGACAUCCAACCCUGUGUGGGUGUGUUUCUGCUCCCCUCUGGAGCCCCACCCAUCCCGCUCUGGCCCCGGGACAGAGAGGGACACGACUUCCAGCCCUUCUCAGGCCGAGGCCAACUUGUUUCUGUCCUGCUUCUACUCCCAACAUGGCCGGGACAUGAGGCUGGAGACAGCACAGGACAGUGUAAGCACCUAUCUUGGCUUUGAUGUGACAGCUUUACGCGCCCGCUCCUGGUACAGCCUCCUCCACCCACAGGAUCUGUCACAUGCCUCCGCUCAGCACCGCAGCCUAUUGAGAGAAGGAGGAGAGGGCAGAGCUGAGAUGGUGGUUCGUGUGGAAGCUCAGGACCAGUCGUGGGUUUGGCUUUACAUGGUUCUACAGCUGCAGCCUGGAGAAAUUCCUAUCAGCAGCAACAACUACAUCAUCAGUGAGUCUGAGGCCUGGUCAGUGCGUCAGCAGCUCAGCUCGGAGCAGACCCAGCUGACCCUGGUCCUGACCACUGGCACCUCUCAGCCAGAGGGUCUGAGCCUGCAGUCCCCAGAGACCCUGUCCAGCCCAGACCAGGUCUUCACCCCCGGCAGCAGCGGCCUGUCGGCCCAGUCCUUUGACUUCAGCACCACCGGCUGCAGCGUGGGCUCCUCUGACGACCCUGGGAGCUCCGCGGCCGAGGCCAUGCAGGUGGAGGGAGACCCCCGCUCCAGUAUCUCCUCUAUGGAGGAAGACAGCUUCUUCCAGCAGCAUCCCGCUGAAAACCCCUCCGCUGCUUCCUCCCCCACUCCGGUCACCGUUGAAACAGUGGCAGACUUAGACUUUUUAACCCAGAACAUUCUCCUGCCGCCGUCCUUCCAGCUCGACCCCCCGCUGCCAGUCCUGCCCCUCCCACCCGUCCCCACCUCACAAGCUCAACAGACCAAAGAGUUUGUGUGCACCCCACCCUACACCCCCCUUAUUAGUGGGGCUAACUUCCCAUUCAAUGAACCCCUCUUCAGCUUCGACCCCAGCGGCACUACCACACCUCCCCCCGCUGACACAACGGCCUCUGCCACCACUUCCUUGGCCCCCUCAGGUUCCUCCACCACCCAACCAACGACCGCCUCCAGCCCCGCUCCCCCCACAACCCUCUCUUCCAAGCUCUCCCUCACUCUACCAACCCUCCCCACUGAUCUCCUCUUCCCGACCGAGCCCUAUGGCGGCUCCCUCUAUGAGAAACUGCCCCCCACACCCGACAGCCCCGGAGAUGACGACUGCACAGUGAUGACCCUGCCCGAGGUCCGGGGUCCACUGUAUGUAGAUGUACCAAUGGGGCCCCUCCAGUGCCCCCCCGAGGGCCUUCUCACACCAGAGGCAUCCCCUGGCAAACAGCCCUGCCUCUCCUUCUUCUCCCUGGAGAGAGAGAGGGAGAAGGAGAGGGCAGAGAUCUCUCUCUUAGCUCAGCACAUCAGCUCAUUGGCAGAGGGAUUCUACCUGGAUCCACUCUUGUCCAAACUCUCACCCUCGUCCUCCCCUCCCUCCCCCUUCCUGUCCCCCAACAUAGAAACCCCUGAUGUUGAAUCAGUCCACAUGCAGAGGGAGUUUUAUCCCAUCAAAGCGUGGAGAGGUCUGGACAUUCCCCUCUUCCUCGAUGAAGAUGACUCUCUGUUUGAAGAGAGCAUCCUACAAACCCUGCUCCAAGACGACUUCGCUCCUCCUCAGACACACGUCCCCUCCUUCCCCUCCCCGUGCACCUCUCCUAUGCUCAACCCCUCCAGCCCAGGUUCUCCUCAAAUCCCAGUGUGCUGGCACCAACCCUCCCAGUUUGAGGGAGUGGGCCACUUCUGUAGCGUCCAAUCGGCGCAAUGUAACUCCAUGGACGUGUGCGGGGCGACAGAGGCUUCUGGGACUGGGAUGAUGGCGGAAGGGGAGGGGCUAGAGGAGGAAGCAAUGGAGAUCGAGGUGGUGUCAUCUCCUGUGUCCUGUUGCUCCUCCAUCCCAGCUUCCCCUCCCCUCAUUCUCACCGCCUCCCCCAGCCCCUCCACCUCGAUGCCCAUCGGCUCGCCAACGCCCGCCGUGUCUUGCACUCAGUCCCUCAUGGAGGAACUGGCCGUCCUGGAACCCAUGUUUGGGGCAGGUGCCUCGAUCGCCCCUGGCUUAGGGCAACAACCUGAGUUGUAUCAACUCCAAUGUCAUCCAUCGCCACAGUGCUUCCACAAAGAUGGGAGUGGAAGUGUUCCUCCGUUCUAA